CUACAGCAUGAAUCACUCCCCUCCGCUCUUGUCCUACCCCGUCAGACACGGCGCCGCCACUCUGUUAUUGAUCCUACUUCUCACGCCGGAAGUUCUAGCUCAGCCUAGUCCCGACGGAGAUGACCCUUAUCGCUACCAGAAGUUCAGCCCCUCGAUGGCGGUCAUCAUCGUGGUCCUAGUCGCCGCCCUCUUCGUCAUGGGCUUCUUCUCCAUCUACAUCCGCCACUGCUCGCAACCCGAGUCCGGCAGCGUCCGGGCAGGCGGUCCCAUCACUGGACGGUCCAGACGCGGCGCCGCGCGUGGACUUGACGUGUCCGUGAUCGACACGUUCCCGACGUUGGAGUACAAAGUCGUCAAGGGACUGAAAAUAGGUAAGGGAGCUUUGGAGUGCGCUGUGUGCUUGAACGAGUUUGAAGACGACGAAACGCUGCGUUUGAUUCCCAAGUGUGAUCAUGUGUUUCAUCCCGAGUGUAUUGACGAGUGGUUGGCUUCUCAUACUACUUGCCCGGUUUGUAGGGCCAACCUAGUGCCUCAGGACGGCGACGCCGUCGUCGAGCUCGGUGAGUUGACUGAUCAACACGACGUCGAAGGGCAACAGGAGGAGUGUGAUGACUUGGGGCCGGACCACCACAACAGUGACGGACAGCAGGAAGAAGUAGAGCCGGAGGUGUUGAAUAUGAACCAGACGUUGAACAGGAACCGCACACGUGGCAGCUCAAGAUCGAGCCGGUUUCGGAGGUUGUUUCCCCGGUCUCACUCGACCGGGCACUCUUUGGUUCAACCGGGCGAGGACACGGAGCGGUUCACUUUGAGGCUACCGGUCGAGGUGAGGAAACAGAUCAUGAAUAAGGUGUUACACCGGUCCACUAGUGUGUUGGAGUUGCCACGAGGAGGGAGCUCGAGGCGCGGCCCGAGAAUGGGGGACGGCGGUAGCAACAAUAGAGUGAGGAGCUUUAAGCGGCUCGAACCGCUAGACCGGACAUUUAAGUCGGACCGGUGGGUGUUUUCUAGGGCACCGUCGUUUCUAACGAGGAUGUUGUCGAUGAAGUCACCAAAGGUGGCGGCUAACGACGGGGAGGGACCUUCAACUCAACCCACCGAACCGGUUUUUACAAGGAGCGACUCAGUUCGUCCCCCUGUUUGAUGUAUUUAGUCUUCAUUAAAUUUAUUGUUUUUUAUCGCCAUGUUUAGUAUUGGUUAAAUGUCUAUAAGGUUUUGUAUCUAUUUAACGAAAUUCAAACUAUAAUACACCAGCAAUCCUCUUAUACUAUA
Fragaria vesca subsp. vesca is the source of this 1272-nucleotide messenger RNA. Its product is annotated as E3 ubiquitin-protein ligase ATL6-like. The transcript has a single exon. The coding region runs from base 8 to 1144 and encodes 378 amino acids. Lineage: Eukaryota; Viridiplantae; Streptophyta; Magnoliopsida; Rosales; Rosaceae. The record is from RefSeq and is a predicted model, not a curated record.